ACUUGUUCUCGUUCCAAAGGUUUACCGCAGCCCCACUAGUGUUUCCACUCAAAACAAACUGCGGUCGGAAAUGUUGGUCAUGAUGUUAGAAACCUACUUUUUCUCCCGACAGUGAUGAACAUCACACCCUGAUGAAGAUGAUGAUGAUGGUGACAGAAAACAGUUGAUGUGUUGUGAGGAGGAGGAGGAGGAGGAGGAUGAAGUUGAGGGCGAACCGCAAGCAGCUGCUGUUUCUAUCCAGAGAAACAUCUGGAAACUUCCAGAAAGAAGGAACACUGCAAGUUGGACGACAGGAGAAGAGAGCUCUCACUGACAGGUUUUGUCGGCUGAGGGGAAACCUGCUGUUCAUCAUGAAGAAACAGGAUGGUGAGCUAGAAGAGGUGUUGCUGUUGGAGAGAUGUGAGGUUUUGAAGCUUCCAGAGGAUCACAGACGACUGGCUGUCAGCUUUGAGAGCGGCGACCCUCCUGUGCUGCUGCAGUUUAGCAGCUGUUCAGAUUGUGAGUCCUGGCUGGCUGCACUGAGGGACGCCAACACUGACACACUGAGGCGACGCAUCACACAGCUCUACGCACUCAUAAACAAACACGCACUGCUGCACGACGCGCCGGAGGAUGAUGGAGGAGCAGGUGGAGCCGCACCUGCUGCUAAAGUCUCUCCACUGCACCUGACUGUCGAGUGUCGAGGUGUUGUUGCCGUGGCAGCCAGAGUUCAGGUUCAAGUGUGUGUGAUCGACAUGCACACCCACACACUCAGGAAACACUGCUGCACCGAGAUAGCGGAGGGACCGGAUGACUCUGUGUUUCGAACAUCUGUGUGUUUCCGUGGCGACUACCCUCUCGACCAUAACAGCAGGAUCAAAGUCAACGUUUACAAUGCGGAGGAGCCGAUGACACACACUACAAGGAGCUUUCUAGGUUUCACCUCCUUCUCAAUCAGAGAUCUGCUCAGGUCGAAGGAGCCUCACAUCUCUCUCAGCCUCAGGACGAUGGAUGGAGUAAACGAGGUCGGGGAGGUGAAGGUGUCCCGUCUGCAGAUGGAGGGAGAGAGCGACGAUAAAACUCCUCCUGAACACAAGUGUCCUGCCCUGUGUGAUUGUCUUCACGGCUCUGUCCACGACAGAGAAAAUAGUCCAAUGAUGAGAGCUGUGCUGUGUGCUCAGGUGUGUAAGGUGUACAGGUUUCAGACAGAGGAUCAGAGGUGGCUGCUGGUCAGGGAACAGAUGUCGGAAACGCCGCUCUCUUUCUCUUUACCCAAACAGCUUCUGAAAACGCUCAUACACCAGCACACAAGCAGGGUCCAAGAAGUGAAGGAGCUCGGUGACCUUUCACCCCACUGGGAUGGGCUCCGCCAUGAUGUCAUCAACCACUGCAACCAUCUGCUUGGUUGUUAUCAGGAAACACUCACCGAGCUUGACAAACUCUCAGUCUCGUCCUGUUUUAAGUCAAGCACCAGUAAGUCAGUCAGACACCUUCAGUUUGUUCCAACCAACCUGCACUCACAGAGGAUGGAGGUCACCUGCCCAGGCAGCACAGGUGUGUGGUAUGACGUUAUAACAUUUGGUGCUCCAACUGAUCACCAUCAGGCCUUCAAACAUGGAGGAUUGAAGAGACUGCUCAACAAACACACAAACCACAGGGACAGCUCUAUCUCUUACUCCCAGGAGGAAAGCUCCAGAGCGAGGGAGCUGCUGGCCAGCGUGGCCCAGCUGCAGCCUCUGGUCUUCGGGCUCGCUGAGGAGCUGCUGUCCGUCUCUCUGGAGCUGAACACCAGCCGGCUGCUGCAGGUCCUGGACAGCCUGGCUCAACAGACAGAGCAGUUUGUUCAUGCGCUCAAAGACGAGCUGGUGAAAAACGCCCUGCUGGCUAUCCACAAACAAUACUCAGCCCACUGCAACAACAGCAGCCACGUCCACAGCAACGGGCUACUCUGUGACAACUCACCAGCCAAUCAGGAGGGACGGCCUUCACUACAUAAGGCGGAGUACGACGAGGAGGAGUGGGACAGGACGUGGGCGAAUGUCGCCAAGAGCCUCAACUGCAUCUUCGCCAUGGUUGACAGGAUAAAGGGACGAGAGGACCGCCCCCCGGACAUGACAUCAUCAGAGCAGCAGGAAGCCAAGGGGGACACAAACUCACAGAACACUGCCUCCUCCUCUUCCCCCUCUACGCCCUCCUGGCAGGAGCAUCUGCUCCCCCUGGUGGUCACUCUCAGGGAUUGUGUGCGCGAGGCGGUGGGGAAGGCCCGAGCCGCCAUGACCUUUGUGGUCCUGCAGGGGGCGGUGGCUGCGACUGUUGCCCAGGGGCCUGUGCAGCUCGUCCAGAGACGCCAUGCCGUCUUCAGCCAGGCGCUCUCAGCAGUAGUUUGUGGUUUCUUGUUGAAGCUGUAUGGAGGUCUUGAGGAUUCAGAGUUUCUGCAGCAGCUUCACACUGCAGGAGUCCUGGUUCAGUUUGAAGCCCUGCUCAGCACUUACGGUGACGAGGUGGGGAUGCUGGAGGACAUGGAGGUGGGCGUGGCCGACCUGAGCAGAGUUGUGUUUACUGUCACGGAAGCAAAAACAGAACAACCGGACGACCUGCUGCCGAAGCUACACGGAACAUGGGGCAGUUUGGUCGUCGAGGUCCCGUUGCCCCCAGAAACGUUCACGUUGUUGCCACAGGAACUAAAAGAUGGUUGUUUGAUACAAAUUCACCCUGUUCUCUUCAAUAUCGGAAUAAACCAACAGCAGAGUCUGGCUGAGAGGUUUGGUGACAGCUCCCUGCAGGAGAGAGUGAACCAACAGAGCUGUGAGCGUCUUAAAGCUUACUGUUACACACUGAGAGACAGACUGCCUGAGAUGGCUGGUGUCCAGUCGCUGUCAGACUUGUUGUCGUCUCUGGAUCGCAGCGUCGAAGCCAGGAAGAGGAAGAACGUGGAGGUUCUGUGGAUCGCUGCCAUGGUGUGUCGGAAAGUGAACGGCGUGCGUCUGACCAGCUGUAAAAGUGCGAAGGACCGCACGGCAAUGUCGGUGACACUGGAGCAGUGUGUGUUACUGCGAGAGCGACACGCGCUCAGCCAACAGCACUUCAGCACUGCACUGGACUGCAUGAGGAGGGAGGGCUGCAGGAUGGAGAACGUGCAGAAGAACGUGGGCAACAGGAAGUUCGCCUUCAGCAGCGUCCAGCUCCUCACCUUCCCCAAACUGUACAGACCUCCAGACGGCAGCUACGGAUAGAAACACUUACAGAGCGUUUUGUUUGUUUUAUACAGAUUUUUUUUUUAUCAUAAGAUUGUUUGAUGUUUUAUGUAAAGUGUAUGUUGUGUUAUUUACAAAUGUAAAUGUUUUUCUGUUAAUAAUGACCCCUAUGUGCUGUCAAAUGUGGCUGCAGAUGUUUCAUUCACAAACAUGUUUCUGCAAUAAAUGAAUACUUGAGAGCUA
Thunnus maccoyii (southern bluefin tuna) is the source of this 3416-nucleotide messenger RNA. Its product is annotated as inositol polyphosphate 4-phosphatase type II-like. Bases 198 to 3212 code for a protein of 1004 amino acids. Gene Ontology annotation, molecular function: phosphatidylinositol-3,4-bisphosphate 4-phosphatase activity. The transcript has 26 exons. Lineage: Eukaryota; Metazoa; Chordata; Actinopteri; Scombriformes; Scombridae. The record is from RefSeq and is a predicted model, not a curated record. Gene Ontology annotation, cellular component: cytoplasm.